AUCCAACCUUCCUGACAGCCGCAGCCUCUAGUUCUCCUUCGAGUGGUUCAUGAGUAAAUCAGAAGUGGAAAGCAACAGGAAGAAGUUGACACUGGGUUACUGUAGCAACAAUGUCACAGCUGUAUUACCGGAAAACUGACAACUCCUCAUACAGGGACCGCAUCCCUCUGCGGAUCGUGCGGGCCGAAUCCGAGCUCUCUGCUCUGGAAAGAGCUUACCUGGGGGCUGUUGAGAAGGGGGACUAUGCCAGUGUGAAACAAGCCCUGGAGGAGGCUGAGAUCUAUUUCAGAAUCAACAUCGACUGCAUCGACCCCCUUGGACGCACAGCCCUGCUCAUUGCCAUUGAAAAUGAGAAUCUGGAGAUCAUUGAGCUGCUGCUCAGUUAUAAUGUAUAUGUGGGUGAUGCCCUGCUACAUGCCAUCCGUAAAGAAGUAGUGGGGGCUGUGGAGCUGCUGCUCAACCACAAGAAGCCACGAGGAGAAAAACAGGUCCCACCAAUUCUGCUGGACAAACAGUUUUCAAACUUCACCCCAGACAUCACUCCAAUCAUCCUUGCAGCCCAUACCAACAACUAUGAGAUCAUCAAACUGCUUGUGCAGCGAGGGGUUUCCAUACCUCAGCCACAUUCUGUACGCUGCAACUGCAUGGAGUGUGUGUCCAGCUCAGACGUGGAUGGCCUGCGUCACUCACGCUCUCGUCUUAACAUCUACAAGGCCCUAUCCAGCCCGUCCCUCAUCGCCCUCUCCAGCGAGGAUCCUUUCCUCACGGCUUUUCAGCUCAGCUGGGAGUUGAAGGAGCUCAGUACAGUGGAAAACGAGUUCAAGUCAGAGUAUGAAGAGCUGUCCCGUACUUGUAAACAAUUUGCAAAAGACCUCUUGGACCAGACCCGAAGCUCUAAAGAGUUGGAAAUAAUCCUCAACUACCGUGAUGACAUCAAUCCUCUGCUGGAUGAGAAUGGAAAUGAUCUGGCACGACUGAAGCUAGCUAUCAAAUAUUGCCAGAAAGAGUUUGUCGCUCAGCCCAACUGUCAGCAGCUGCUGGCGUCUCGGUGGUAUGAUGAGUUCCCAGGCUGGAGGCGGCGUCACUGGGCAGGAAAGCUCAUCACAUGUAUCUUCAUUGGCCUCCUCUUUCCACUGUUAUCUAUCUUCUACCUGAUCUCUCCCAAGAGCCGCUAUGGUCUAUUCAUCCGUAAGCCUUUCAUCAAGUUCAUCUGUCACACUGCUUCCUACCUGACUUUCCUCUUCCUGCUCUUCCUGGCCUCGCAGCAUAUAGCCUCUGCACAACAGGACUUUCAGGGUCCAGCACCCACCACUGUGGAAUGGAUGAUCUUGCCUUGGGUGCUUGGCUUUAUAUGGACUGAGAUCAAACAGAUGUGGGAUAGUGGUUUCCAAGACUACAUAGAUGACUGGUGGAACUUAAUGGACUUCAUAAUGAACUCCUUGUAUCUUGCAACCAUCUCUCUGAAGAUUGUUGCCUAUGCAAAGUACAGUGGGUACAAAGACAGAGAGUGCUGGGAAAUGUGGCACCCAACUUUAGUGGCAGAGGCAUUGUUCGCUAUCGCCAACAUCUUCAGCUCCCUGCGUCUCAUCUGCCUUUUCACUGCCAACUCCCAUCUCGGACCCUUACAGAUCUCACUGGGUCGCAUGCUUCUGGACAUCCUCAAGUUCCUCUUCAUCUACUGUCUAGUGCUUUUAGCCUUUGCCAAUGGCCUCAACCAGCUGUACUUUUAUUAUGAAACAGAUGAGGAAAAUAAAUGCAAGGGCAUCCGCUGUAGUGAGCAAAACAACGCCUUCUCAACGCUGUUCGAGACACUACAGUCAUUAUUUUGGUCUGUGUUUGGCCUGAUUUCCCUCUAUGUGACCAAUGUGAAACCACCACAUGAAUUCACUGAGUUUGUGGGCUCUACCAUGUUUGGCACAUACAACGUUAUUUCCCUGGUAGUGCUUCUGAACAUGCUAAUUGCAAUGAUGAACAACUCAUACCAGCACAUAGCUGAUCAUGCAGAUAUAGAGUGGAAAUUUGCAAGAACAAAAUUAUGGAUGAGCUAUUUUGAAGAAGGGGGGACUUUGCCAUCUCCAUUUAAUAUAAUACCCAGUCCAAAGUCAGUUUUUUAUCUAAUUGGAUGGAUAAAGACUUAUUUGUUUAGGAGACCAAGCAUAAAACGGCAUGAAACCUUUGAAACCCUGGGGAGACGUGCAGCUGAAAAUGUAAGAUUAAACCAUGAGUACCAGGAGGUUUUGAGGAACCUUGUGAAACGUUAUGUGGCCGCAAUGAUCAGAGAUGCCAAGACAGCAGAAGGGUUGACAGAAGAGAAUUUCAAGGAGCUUAAGCAGGAUAUCUCCAGCUUCCGCUACGAAGUCCUGGGAAUGAUGAAGGGUAAAUCUCAUGUAGCAAGUAAAGUUGCCAGCACCACCUUGGCAUACCCUGGAAACCCAUUCAAAUAUUCUCCCAAAUUCCCUGCUGAUGAGCCUAAACGGAAGCUAACCAUGUUUGAUGUGAUCACCACCACACUACAGAGUGGAGCUGCCAACACCACCAGCUCUGUUUGCUCCAACAGUCUACAAAGUGGUUCAGUUGUUCCAUCCAGUACUGGAAAGAGUCAGAAGGAGCUAUGUGAGGAUGACUCAGAUGCUCGGUCCUUCCAGAGACAGAGCAGACUUCCCUCUCAGAAAUGUGAUGAAAUAUAUUCAUUGUCAGAGGAAGAGUCAUCGGGAUCUGGUGGACAAAACCCAGAACAACUUCAGACUGAGAAAGUAAUUGUAGAAGUGGAGAGGAACAUUCAGGAGAUUGAACAUUCUUGCAUAGAGCACAUAACAGAAGUGAAAAAUGGGCCAAAAAAAUAUAAAAAUUAACCUGUCUGCAAGUUAGAGCAACAUUUUUGGAUUCCAUUUUUAAAGUUGCAUUCUUUCUUCUACCAGUUUUAAAAUAGUUUAUUAAAAUAAACUAAUUCUCUCAAGGUAAACAGUACUGUAGCUAAAUAGUAUAUUCACUUUGAAUAUUGUAUCCUGUCAUGUAUAAAAUGGUAUAAUAUUACAUUAUUUCACAUUAUAUUACAUGCAUUUAUCUCUGAUUGACAAGAAAUACAAAAAAAUAAGUGAGGAAUGACCUCAGUUAGUGCUGACUUGACGCUCAGGGAGUUGUGACACAGGUCAGUAUUUAAUGUUUGACCUUGAGCAAUUAAUUCCAAAAAAGCCAAGACACCCUGUUGCCUAUCCUCUACUCUUCCAUCCCCGAAUUGUUAUCUUAUGUGAUAUGCAAAAAUACUAUAUCUUAAAUAUUAGUGCUGAUAUGCUGAUAGUAUUCAGUUCAAAAACAAAAACAUUAUCACUGAGUAAAAACAUGUUUAUUUGUAUUUAAUGUGUUAUCUAAUUUAGUUAGAUUAUCUACUAUUAGAUUAGAUAAUUAUAUUAGUGAUGAGGAACAGUUUUAAUGGUAGAUAUUUUACUCCGCAGUUACCUCCCCUUUCUUUUGAGUGAGAGGGAAAGUUUCCCCCCUAGUUUUGUUGUUGGAGCACUAGAGACACCCAAUUUAAUCUUUAUGAGAUGCGCUGCAAAAUACAUUCCUCAAUCUCCUCAAUUGUUCUUGCAUCAGCAGUUAACCUUGCAACCUUAAAGGCAUAAGGACCUUCUGGCAAUGUGCUGCUUUUGUGCAAACUUGUGUCAUGUA
This is a messenger RNA of Seriola dumerili (greater amberjack), 3666 nucleotides long. It is a transcript of the gene trpc4b, whose product is annotated as short transient receptor potential channel 4-like. The record is from RefSeq and is a predicted model, not a curated record. The transcript is spliced from 11 exons. Gene Ontology annotation, biological process: manganese ion transport; regulation of cytosolic calcium ion concentration; calcium ion transmembrane transport. Gene Ontology annotation, molecular function: store-operated calcium channel activity; protein binding; inositol 1,4,5 trisphosphate binding. Lineage: Eukaryota; Metazoa; Chordata; Actinopteri; Carangiformes; Carangidae. The coding region runs from base 111 to 2852 and encodes 913 amino acids. Gene Ontology annotation, cellular component: cation channel complex; membrane.